Labrus bergylta (ballan wrasse) is the source of this 686-nucleotide messenger RNA. The record is from RefSeq and is a predicted model, not a curated record. Lineage: Eukaryota; Metazoa; Chordata; Actinopteri; Labriformes; Labridae.
AAGAAGCCCUGUCUCUACUGUGUGACCCUACACCCCCUCAAUUGUCCUCUGCACCACCUGUGUAUCCUCAAGAUCAAAGAUCCGCCAUGGAGAACCUAGGAGCCCAUCGCAGCAGGGAAGCCCCUUCCCCCCCCUCCUCAUCUUCUUACACUACCUCCAGAGGAACAGCUAGAGACAGAGAGCGAGACCGAGAGAGAGACAAAGACAGAAACAGAGAUAGAGAGAGAGACAGAGAAAGAGAGAGAGAACGAGAUAGAGACAGAGACACGGACAGGAGCAAAGGGAGGGACAAAGACAAAAAGAAGAAAAAACACAAGAGGAGGUCAAGAUCUAGGUCACGGUCGAAGAGCAAACAUUCCCUUCCCAGUGCCUACAGGAGAUCCCGCAGGUCUCGAUCCCGCUCGCACUCCCCGGGGAGAAGGGACAGAAGGGGCCCCUCGUCAGAGAGGAGACGUGACGAGAGAGAGCGAGAGCGCCAUCAUCCCAGCAGCAGCUCCAGUCGUCCCAGGGGGCAUUCGAGAUCCAGGUCCCCUCCAGAUAAAAAGAGGAGCGCCUUGUCUUCUUCAGGUCACAUGCAAACUGCAGGUUCCUCUUUGUCCCCUUACUCCUCACCAGGCAGAGUUUUGUCCCAGUCAGCUAGUCCCGCCUCCAGCCUAGGACUCUCCAGGUAACCCUCCACAAGCCUG